CAAUUAUUUGGAACAAUAUCAACACUCAUCCACUCAUUAAAAAGUGAAAAAAUUCCAAGCUUGAAAUUGGUCUCUAUUUUUCUAACCAUUAAACAAUUAAUUGCAGUCUUUGCAGAGUCAACCCUGUUUUAUUAUUAUAAGGUAAUACAGUAUUUGGAGUUCAUCCUUCAUUUGGUUUUCAAAAAUUUGACUUCAAUUACUGUUUUUUCUAACAAUAUCUUUAAAAAUUAAACUAAGUAGUAAUCUUGCAAGUUGCAAAACGACGAGUUUGAUGCAAAAUCUUCCACAAUUUCUGCACUGAAGCGUCAUUGUACCUUUUGUGUGUGGGUGGUUCUGUGGCGGAGCCGCGGAGGAAAGUUUACACAUAUGUUUAUGUUGGCUGGAGCUUGCCACUCGUGCCAUCUCUAGCUCAAGGCAUAUAGAUAGUGAUCUUUAUCAAGGAUAAGCUUUUCAUCAUAAUGUUGAGCAAUUUGGAGCUUACUGAAAUUGUGAUCGACAAUAGAGACAAAGUCAGAAGGGAACCAGAGUCGUCACCAGAGAUAGAAAAUAGAGCGUCAUCUGGUUCAUCCAGAGGAUCUUUGUGCUUCAGGUUGCUAUAUCAUCAACCAGCGAAAGUUCUGGAUCCCAAGGAUAUUUUUGUGCAUAGAUGGAAUAAGAUAAUUUUAAUCUCAUGUGUUAUGGCUUUGGGCUGUGAUCCACUAUUCUUCUAUGUCCCAUUUAUAGAUGGAGAGAAAAAAAGCAUCGAGUUGGAUUGUAUUCUUAAAAGAAUUUCAAGUAUUUUUCGCACAUGUAUGGAUUUGUGCUAUCUACUUCAUAUCAUCUUGCAGUUCUUUAUUGGAUUUGUCCCUCCACCUCGUCGAGCAUUUGGGGAAACUGUAUUAGUCAAGGACCAUGCUGCUAUAGCUAAAAGAUAUCUCUCGUCGUACUUUAUAAUAGAUUUAUUAGCCAUACUACCCCUUCCACAGCUGGUAGUUUAUCAAACUAGUCUAAAGCCGGCUGAUGGUACGAAGAGCUUGUUAGAAUUGGUGAUUUUCACCCAGUAUGUUCCAAGGACUAUUCGGAUUUAUCCUUUGUACAAGUAUUUUCAUAGGACAUCCGGCAUGGUUACUGAUACCAUAUGGGCUGGAGCUGCAUUUUAUUUAUUUCUCUACAUGCUAGCAAGCCAUGUGGUUGGAGCAUCUUGGUAUCUGUUUGCUAUUGAUCAGCGGGUAAGAUGCUGGCACGAGUCUUGUAUGAAACAUGGAUGUAAAAGUCCGUACUGCUCCCUUGAGGAUCCUGACCAGAACUAUGGCUUAUUCUUAGAUGCUCUUCGAUCAGAAGUGGUAAAUUCUACUCAUAUAUUACCGAAACUCUCUUACUGCUUCUGGUGGGGCCUUCGGAGCCUUAGCUCUUGUGGUCAAAAUCUCAACACAAGUAGUUUUUAUUUUGGGGAGAACUUAUUUGCUACGUUGAUUUGUGUUGCUGGACUAAGUCUCUUUGCAUUACUGCUUGGGAACAUGCAGAAAUAUCUGCAAAUGAUGCUUUCAAUUGGUGGCUUGGAAGAGGACAGAAGACGGAAAAAGCUAGCUGUAGAGCAAUGGAUGUCUCGCCGUUUGUUGCCAGGGGAUUUAAAAGAGAGAAUUAGAAGGCAUCAUGAGUACGUUUGGCAAGAAACUAGAGGUGUUAGUGAAGAAAGUGUGAUUGAUUCCCUUCCUAGGGACCUUAGAAUGGACAUAAAGCGGUAUCUUGGCUUGGAUCUUGUUAUGGAAAUUCCAAUGUUUGCAAAGUUGGACGAGAAACUAAAAGAUGCAGUGUGUGAUCAUCUGAAACCAGUGCUAUAUACUAAAAACAGCUACAUUUUACGCGAGGGUGAUCCAGUUAACGAGAUGCUCUUUAUUAUGAGAGGAAGCCUAUUGUCUAUGAGCACAAAUGGGGGAAGAACUGAGUUCUUUGAUUCUGUUUCCCUCAAAGCCGGUGAUUUCUGUGGAGAAGAGUUGCUCACAUGGGCCUUAGAUCCAUAUUCCUUUUCCUGUCUUCCCAUUUCAACUAGGACUGUACAAAGUCUGACAGAAGUUCAAGCCUUUGCAUUUAUGCCUGAUGAUCUCAAGUUUGUGGCUUCACAAUUUCGUAAGCUUCACAGCAAGCAGGUCCAACACACCUUUAGGUUUUAUUCACCACAGUGGAGAACAUGGGCAGCCUGUUUUAUACAGGCAGCAUGGCGGCGAUACCACAGAAGGAAGCUUGAGAGAUCUUUAACAGAGGCUGAAGAAUACGCUCUCCCCAAGAAGGGUGGAAGCUCACCAAGCUUCGGUGUUGCAAUUUAUGCUACAAGGUUUGCUGCCAAUGCACUUGGUAACCUGCGACGUAGAACUCCCCAAUUCAACAGUAUUCCUUCGAGCUCACCCUCACCCCUCCUCUACUUGCCAACUCCAAAGCCAGAUGAACCUGAUUAUGCAUCGAUCUGACAAUGGUUAGCCACUUAGCCUUUCCGACUCCUUCCAUUCCAAGUCAUUGUUGCUUCUUAUGCGUAACCUUGUCCAGUUUGCUGCAUAAGUGAUGCUCCAAAUUCUUCAUCAAUUUUCUCUGUUUUCGUACAAAGUAUCACUAGUUAAGAGAUCAUGCCUCAUGCCAAAUGACAAGGGGUCAAGCCAUCAUGUAUUUCAGAAUUUCUGUAAUUAAUGCAAGUUCUCAAGGAUUGUUUGUUUUUGUUUUUGGUUUACAAGUGAAGGAACUAUAGUUCAAUUGUAACAACUUGUAUGAUAUGCAAAGAUUAUUUAUCUCACGAUGUCAUAAUGUACCUCUUUUAGGUCUA
Chenopodium quinoa (quinoa) is the source of this 2791-nucleotide messenger RNA. RefSeq names its product cyclic nucleotide-gated ion channel 1-like. Gene Ontology annotation, molecular function: monoatomic ion channel activity. Gene Ontology annotation, cellular component: membrane. The transcript has 10 exons. Gene Ontology annotation, biological process: monoatomic ion transport; transmembrane transport. The coding region runs from base 459 to 2444 and encodes 661 amino acids. Lineage: Eukaryota; Viridiplantae; Streptophyta; Magnoliopsida; Caryophyllales; Amaranthaceae. The record is from RefSeq and is a predicted model, not a curated record.